This is a messenger RNA of Frankliniella occidentalis (western flower thrips), 3889 nucleotides long. RefSeq names its product RNA-binding protein spenito (gene nito). Gene Ontology annotation, cellular component: nucleus. Gene Ontology annotation, molecular function: mRNA binding. The record is from RefSeq and is a predicted model, not a curated record. The coding region runs from base 290 to 2704 and encodes 804 amino acids. The transcript has a single exon. NCBI's taxonomy places the organism in Eukaryota, Metazoa, Arthropoda, Insecta, Thysanoptera, Thripidae. Gene Ontology annotation, biological process: regulation of alternative mRNA splicing, via spliceosome.
AACGUGUCGAUGACAACAUCCUGUUCCCCAGUUCAUUUCCCAGAAAGUAGUGCAAGUACCUCUUUGGAAUGUUUUUAUUUGACGGAAGAAAAUAGUUGUGACGAUAUAUUUAUGUUCCAAGACGAAGUCUGCGUGUGUGUGAACAUUUGAGUGCGCCCGGGGGGCUUGUGAUCUUGCUACUGGCGGCCCAGAGGCCGUAGCGUCCGUCGUCUAGUCUGGCUGAGUGCCGAGCCUUCGCCUGGACGCCAUUAGUGGCUAAAAGUGCUGCGUUACAGGCUCACCCCGAUUGAUGAUUGGGAUCACCAAGGAGGAAAGGCAACGCAUCACAGUGAAAAUUCGCAACAACAUGAAGAGGAGCUCUGACCGGGACACGCCUCCGUCCCGCAGCAAGCGGUCACGGUCCAGUAUUGGGCGCUACGACGACAGUUCCGACGAGAGGAUGACGCCAGACAGGGACAGGGACAGAGUACGCGGCGGGCCGGGUCCUGGGCGUCGGGGUAGCCGCGCCGGCAGCAGGGGGCGGUCCACCAGUCCGCGGAGGUACCCGUCGGACGGGGCUCACCGCGAGAGGGACGAGUAUCGUGGCAGGGACGACAGGACGUACUCGUCUUACAAAGUGUUAUGUGUGAGUGCGCUGCAUCCCAAGGCGAGUGACGAAGUGGUAAAGGAUACCCUGUACAGAGAGUACAAGAAGUUUGGUGACAUCAGCAUUAGGAUCUCACGUGACUUGGACGAACGUGUGGCUUAUGUUUGUUUUAGGAGCUCAGAAGACGCUAGAGAUGCUAAACAUGCCAAGCCAAGGAUAAUUAUUUAUGACAAAGUUGCUGUUGUGGAAGCUGUGUACGAGACGAGCCGUGGUUCUGGUGAUGUGUAUCGUCGUCCCACUAGCAGACCCAGAAGCAGGUCUGUCAGUCCAGAGUAUGAUAGGUAUUAUCAGCGUUCACCUCCACCUGAACGACAUCGUCCUGGUGACCAACGCUAUGAUCGAUAUGGCCCACCACCUGGCAUGCAGCACAGAGAAUUCCGUAGGGAUGGUCCCCCUCCUCAUGAUUUCAUGCGCCCUCCUGUUCAUCAUGGCCCUCCACCCCAUUUGCCACCAGGCCCUCCACAUCACUAUGGACCACCACGUCACAUGAUGCAUGGUGGUUUUAAGCCGCCUGGUGGCCCUGGAGGACCUCAUUUUGAUAAAAUGGAUCCAAAGAAAGAUAAAUUUCCUAAUUACUUGCAGCACUUGCCUCCAGAAGAUGAUCCUCUUGCUACUAGGACAUUGUUUGCUGGUAAUCUUGAAAUCAAUAUUUCUGAUGAUGAGCUUAGAAGAAUAUUUGGGAGAUAUGGAAAUGUUGAAGACAUAGAUAUCAAGCGUCCUCCACCAGGCACUGGGAAUGCAUAUGCCUUUGUCAGAUAUCAGAAUUUAGACAUGGCUCACCGAGCCAAAGUAGAACUGUCUGGGCAGUAUAUUGGUAAGUUUCAAUGCAAGAUAGGGUAUGGUAAGGCCACUCCAACUACAAGAAUUUGGGUUGGUGGCCUAGGUCCUUGGAUUUCAGUACCUCAGCUUGAGAGGGAAUUUGACAGAUUUGGUGCUAUUAAGAAGACUGACUAUGUAAAAAAUGAAAAUCAGGCUUAUAUUUUGUACGACUCAAUUGACGCAGCACAAGCUGCUGUGAAGGAAAUGAGAGGAUUCCCUUUGGGAGGUCCAGAUAGAAGACUCAGAAUUGACUUUGCAGAUGCUGGCCCUAACUUUGGUUUCAAACAACGACCCCCAUUUCCACCAGAGGAUGCUGCAUCUGGCGGUGAAUUCCGCCCACGACCCCCAGGAAGAGAAGAUUUCCCCUAUGACGCUCCUUAUGAUGCUCCUUAUGAGGGUGGUGAGUUUGGAAAUUACAGUGGGCCACCAAGAGGGUUUAGAGGAAGAGGUGGGAUGCCGUGGCAUGAUAGAAGAGGAGGUGGGAGGGGUGGUUUUAGAGGUGGCCCUGCUGCAUUUCCACCUGACAAUUAUGUCAGAAAUGAUGAUCCAGAAUGGAAUUCUCGCAGACCACCACCAGAUGCAGAAUAUGAUGGAGCUGGAAGGCGCUCAAGUGUUGGCGAAGGUGGCGCUGAUCGUUCUCGGUCAAAUUCACCUCGCAGGCAUUCUGCUGGAAGUGAUUCCGGAUCAGAGAGAGGACGCAAUGGGCUCAUGGGCUCUGCUCACACCCUUCCAGAACUUGCUCGGAAAUGCUCAACUUUGUGGCAAGGUGCUCUCAUUCUUAAAAAUUCUCUAUUUCCAGCCAAAUUUCACCUUUCUGAUGGAGACUCUGACAUCAUUGAGGGCCUAAUGAAAGAUGAAGAUGGUAAACACAUGUUAAGAAUAACUCAAAGGCUCAGACUUGACCCACCUAAGCUAGAAGAUGUGUCAAAGAGAAUCUCAUCUUCCCUUUCACAUGCUAUUUUCCUAGGGUUGGCUGGUUCAUCAGCCUCUGUAUCAAAUGAUGAUAGUACAGUGCAGACUCGUCCUCUCAGGAAUCUUGUGUCCUACCUGAAACAGAAGGAGGCUGCUGGUGUAAUUUCUUUACUUAAUAAGGACACAGAAGCCACUGGUGUUCUUUAUGCUUUUCCUCCUUGUUCAUUUUCUACAGACCUUUUAAAGAGAACUGCCCCUAAUCUGACAGAAGAGAGUUUAAAGGAAGACCACCUGGUCAUAGUAGUUGUGCGAGGUGGUAGUGCAUAGCAAUAAUCUUUUCAAUUAGUUGACUGUAGAAUGCCUCAGAAGGAAUACUAUCUUGCACUUAAGCUUUGGGCUUUGGCUUUAAUUCAUGUCAUGUGGUACACACAUAUUUUUAUAUUGUACUCCUAUUAAUAAUGAAGUGGACCUACAAAUGAUUAUGUACAAUCAUGACUUUUAUUGAUUUGAUUGACCUCAGGCUAAACUCAUUAGGUCGUCAGAUUGAAAAUAUUAUUUGUACCCUAUAGUAUAUUUUUUUGCUUUUAUGUCACAGAGUUUGUUAUCAGUGUAGAAUUUUGAUGCUGUGGUCAAUUUGUGAUGCAGUUUAAAUAAAUAAUUUCUCUUUUAAAGUGAAAGUAUAUGGUCCAAUAAUAGAUGUAGAUAGUAAUAUAUGAUUAGGGUUUAGCUGAAAAUUUUGUAACCCUCUUAUAAUUGUUGAUAUACAUGGAGGAUAAAAUAUGUUGUUACUUUACAGUGAAAAACUGUACUGUUAAAUAUUUGAGUAGUGAUUCGAGGUGGUGUAAGAAACUUAUAUUUUACUUUGAUAAUUUCCUCUUUUUUUUUUCUUGUAUCAUCUUUUGCUUUACUUGCUAUUUACUAACAACUGUCUUGUUACAACAUUUUCUAUCUAUCAUGGUGAUCCACUCUGCAAUAGAAAAUCAAUAAUGUAUGUAUAGUUGUAAAUUGAACUUGUAAACUAAAAAUUAAAUUAUCCUUUUUUUUUUUUUUUUACUGCAAGGAUAUUGUCUUCCAUUUGACAUGUUCAUUCAUUGUGAUGAAUUAAAGUUCCUGCAAAGAGUGUGGAAGUCUAUGUGUGCCUGUGUUUGUAUAAUACUUUUCUUUCUAGAAAUACUUCGUGGGAUACCUCUACAAUGUGCAAUAGUGAUAGUGAUAUCAAGCCUCAGACUAAGUGCUCGUCAUUAAUCUGGCUUUGUGCGUUAAGUGAAGUGCAGUGCAGUGUUGUGCCUUGAAAGACUCCAAUUUUCCAGUUUUAUGAUAAUUAUUCAUGGAAUAGAUCUUUCAGUUUUUCACAAGAACUGCCUUUUUUAAUUUAUUUUUUAUUUUGAUUGUUAAGUGGAAGUGGUGGGAAACUGUGUCAACUGUGCCUAAUCGUGAACCCAGGAGAAGUGCAGUGUUCAAGUGUGUUUGUGUGCAGUAAGUUUUGUGAAAUAGAGAAGUCCUUGCAGAUUA